This is a messenger RNA of Panicum virgatum (switchgrass), 797 nucleotides long. Its product is annotated as 50S ribosomal protein L29, chloroplastic-like. Gene Ontology annotation, cellular component: ribosome; chloroplast. Gene Ontology annotation, biological process: translation. NCBI's taxonomy places the organism in Eukaryota, Viridiplantae, Streptophyta, Magnoliopsida, Poales, Poaceae. Bases 110 to 595 code for a protein of 161 amino acids. Gene Ontology annotation, molecular function: structural constituent of ribosome. The transcript has 2 exons. The record is from RefSeq and is a predicted model, not a curated record.
UCAAGAUUGGUGCUACCAGCCCACCGAGAACAACCAGAUAAACCCCAUCAUCCCCCUAUCCUCGAGCCCAAACUGCGAUAGCGAAAACGCGAGCCCUGCGGGAAGAACAAUGGCGACAAUGUCUCUCGCUGCGGCGUCGCCCCUCACCUCCACUCCCCGCGCCGUCGGUGCACCCGCACCUAGAACGGCCUUCCUCGGCCCCCGCUCAGGUGCCGCCCAGGCGACGCGGUUCCCUGGACUGACUGUGUCGUCGCAACCGGUGGAGCGCCGCGGCGCGGCGGCGGUGGCGAUGGCGAAGAGGGAGCAGGAGCUGGAGGAGAUCCGUGCUGUGACGACGGAGCAGCUGGAGGAGGAGGUGGUGGAUCUCAAGGGAGAGCUCUUCCUGCUCCGCCUCAAGCGCUCCGCGCGCCAGGAGUUCAAAAACAGCGAGUUCGGCCGCAUGCGCAAGAGGAUAGCUCGUAUGUUAACUGUGAAAAGAGAGCGGGAAAUUGAACAAGGAAUCAACAAGAGAUUGUCUAGGAAGCUUGAUAGGAAAUGGAAGCAGAGCAUUGUGGUUAGACCACCACCAUCUCUAAGGGAGAACAAAGAGGAGUAGAAAGGAGCAAAAGAGGGAAAUCUGCAAAAGUCAUUUCAUGUGAGUGUAGCGGGAAGGUUCCUUUGUAAUUUCAACCCUUAUCUCAUUUUUAUGUACUCAGUAUUAACAUUCUGCUAAGUAUUUCUACCGAAACCUGAAUUUCAGUUGUUAAUCUCUUCUGUAAAUUUUGAUUAUUUGAAUUUAUGCUUCUACCUGUCACCUG